AUGUCCGACUUGAAAGCUACUGACGACGAUGGGAUGGCCCUGAUUCCUCUAGUGGAUACCCACAACCCGAAUAAAGGGGAAAAUGCGGAAUUGUCUACUUUUCAAGUGGACGAUGAUGCGCUGCUGGUUCCUAAUGGAGAAACUACUGAUCUGAGAACAGUGCAUGUUGAAGAAGCAGCACCAAACCAGCCAAAAGAGCCCCGUGAGGAAGAUUCGAACCCUACAUUGGCCAAGUUCAUGUCUGCAUGCCAGGUGGGUGAUCUCGAUACCGUCAAGGAUCUUAUAUCCUCGCGUCAGGUAUCCGCCUCAGACACCUUCAGUGAGGGUGUCACAGGUUUGCACUGGGCAGCCAUCAAUAACAGGUUGAGCGUGGUGAAAUACCUCAUGGAAAAUGAGUACUCAAGAGGUGACCCAAACGCAAUUGGCGGGAAUUUGAAAGCUACUCCCUUGCACUGGGCGUGUAGAACAGGGCUUGUGUAUGUGGUGGACUACUUCCUCAGCCAUACUGACGCUGACCCUACGAUUAAGGACUCGCAAAUGUACAACGCUUUACAUUUGGCAGUGCACAGCUCAAACAUUACCUUGUGCAUCUACAUUCUCUUGAGCUGUGUUGUGAGCCCAAACAACAAGUCCAGGGAGAUCUACAUUGAUGAGCCUGACUCCAUACAAUGUACACCAUUACAUUGGGCAGCGUACCAAGGUGACAUACUCACGGUGAACGCAUUGUUGAAGUAUGGCGCUGAUGUUACAAAGACUGACCAGACCCAAAUGACCCCGUUGCACUGGGCCUUCAUCAGAGGCUACAAAUCAGUUCUCGCUGCUCUCUUAGAAGCUGGUUCAGAUAUACAUCACAAGAAUGAUAAAGGCAAAGACUCAUUUGGCGUCAGUCAAGAUAUGAAUUGCGAAAAAUUGUGGCUACAGGUGUUGGCAGAAGCAGAUAGGGAUCCGAAGAACAACUGGAUCCCACGUACUCAUUUUCUCGAGGCUAAGAACGCCAAAGUUGUAACUUUCCUUGUGCCUUAUGUCUUGAUUCCCAUAGUUCUCCUGGUGUGUAAUUUCAGCAACGGUCUUGCUAUACCAGAGAUAUUCUUCUCUGCGCUACUUUGCGUGGCUGCAGCUCUUGCCACCAAGAAGUUUCUUGUACCCAUUUAUCUGCCAAAAGACACAAGCUUACUCAAAAGUCCGUUUCUUGCGGGUGUCUUUUCAGGAACAGCUUUUUGGUGUAUUGUUGUCUGGAUUUUUGUCAUGCUCCCCGCCGUGUUUAUCAAACGCUUCUUUACCAAUUUGAUCGUUGGCUCAUCGGCUGCAUUAUUCUCCUAUACUUUCUUCAAAGCAAUGUUCAUCAAUCCAGGUCUUGUUCCUACUCAUUCAGACCCAGAGGCUGUUCUCAAUGAGGUGAAAGAUCUUAUAGCCUUGGGGAGAUUUGAUACGGAACACUUCUGCGUCAACAGCUUUAUUCGCAAACCAUUGAGGUCAAAGUUCUCCAGGUUCAGCAACAGACUAAUCGCUCGGUUUGACCACUACUGCCCGUGGGUCUAUAAUGAUAUCGGAGUGAGAAACCACAAGCUUUUUCUUACUUUCGCUUAUUCACUUGCAGUGGCUAUCAUCCUGUUCUUCUUUGUUUCUUUGAAGUACUUCGAUAAAGUAAGCCAUGUGCUGGGUUACGAUUCUGAUAUCGACGAGAAAUGUCAUGUAUUGAAUGAACACUUGUGCAAGGGCUUCUACUACAGUCCAUUCAUCUUCAAUCUCAAUAUCUGGUGUCUUUUCAAUUUAGUUUGGCUCGGCUUUUUGUGCGUUGUACAAACAUUCCAAGUGCUCAAAGGGUUGACAACCUGGGAGUUCAGUAACUUGAACAAUCGGGUAAGCAACCCAAUGUACAACCAUUCAACAGUCCCUCUAGAUUUCACUGGUCUGACUGCUCCUCCAGCACCAGCGCCUUCCCCUAAUAGAAGAGGUCAUGGCCAUGGUUUGGGAACAUGUGCUAAACUUCUUGGCUUAGAUCAAUUCAAGCUUACAGUAAAGUUAGCGGUUGCCUCAGCCCUUCAAAAAACACAUCACCUGCAAGAACCCAGUCCACUCGAAAAUUUGCACAUUCCAACAGAUUUCGGAUGGAAGCAAAACUGGUUAGAUUUUUGGUUCCUUGGCGAAGUCACUUGGAGGAACCUAUUCUACUUGCCCAUCGAAGGUGAAAACAACCUUAAUGGUCAAGUUGUGGAUUACUACAAGUUGUAUGAGUAUCCAAACGCCGGAGCAGAGCAUGUUUGA
Molecule: messenger RNA, 2265 nt
Organism: Candidozyma auris
Lineage: Eukaryota; Fungi; Ascomycota; Pichiomycetes; Serinales; Metschnikowiaceae
Gene: AKR1
Product: palmitoyltransferase
Exons: 1
Coding region: 1-2265 (754 amino acids)
Biological process (GO): protein palmitoylation
Cellular component (GO): Golgi membrane
Molecular function (GO): palmitoyltransferase activity; protein binding
Source: RefSeq, a predicted model, not a curated record